AUGGAAUACCGCUUCCUCGGCAAAACAGGACUCAAAGUCUCAGUCAUCGGACUCGGCAGCUGGCUCACAUACGGCGGCCACGUCGAAGAUGAACGAACGUAUGAAUGUUUGAAGACAGCCUACGAUGCCGGAAUCAACUUCUUUGAUACCGCUGAAGGAUACGAAGGUGGGAAAUCGGAGACGAUCAUGGGCAAGGCUAUUAAGAAGUUUGGAUGGAAGCAGCAGGAUCUGGUGAUUUCUACAAAGAUUUACUGGGGCGCAGCAAACGGCAGCCGUAAAGAAGCACUCAAUAACCAGGGCUUGUCCCGCAAGCACAUCAUUGAGGGCUUAGAUCUUUCCCUUCAGCGUCUACAACUCCCGUAUGUCGAUGUCGUAUACGCUCACCGGCCCGACCGACAAACUCCCAUUGAGGAGAGUGUGCGCGCAUUCAAUCACGUUAUUAAUCAGGGCAAAGCCAUGUAUUGGGGCACAUCAGAAUGGACUGGCAGCGAAAUCGCCGAGGCAUGGCGUGUAGCAGACAAGUUGAAUUUGAUCGGUCCGGUCGUUGAGCAGCCUCAGUAUAAUCUGCUACAUCGCGAAAGAGUUGAGCAUGAGUACCGUUGGCUGUAUGCUGAACAUAGCCUUGGAUUGACUGUCUUCUCGCCCUUGAAGCAGGGGAUCUUAACGGGUAAAUACAACAACGUCAGUGCUCCACCACCCGGCUCSCGACUUGCUGGUGAUGGCAAGAUCGGCUUCGUCAACGACUUCACAGCAAACUUUGGUGACGAGGCGUGGAGAAAGGCCCUCGCGGUUGUUUCUAAUCUCAUGCCUAUUGCUGAGGAGCUCGACGUCACUCUAGCUCAGUUGGCUCUGGCAUGGGCUCUGAAGAAUCCGAACGUUUCUUCUUUGAUUACGGGUGCAUCGAAGCCUGAACAGAUAUUUGAGAAUAUCCGGGCUAUUGAAGUGGUGCCCAAACUGACCCCAGAUAUCAUGAAGAGAAUUGAGGAUGCUGCCCAGACUGCCCCUAAGCUGGAACCACUUCGCUAUUGA
Molecule: messenger RNA, 1029 nt
Organism: Talaromyces amestolkiae
Lineage: Eukaryota; Fungi; Ascomycota; Eurotiomycetes; Eurotiales; Trichocomaceae
Exons: 3
Coding region: 1-1029 (342 amino acids)
Source: RefSeq, a predicted model, not a curated record